Molecule: messenger RNA, 523 nt
Organism: Bombus pascuorum
Lineage: Eukaryota; Metazoa; Arthropoda; Insecta; Hymenoptera; Apidae
Exons: 2
Coding region: 80-523 (147 amino acids)
Molecular function (GO): hydrolase activity
Source: RefSeq, a predicted model, not a curated record
GGAAAGUAAACCGUUUUUUAAUUGUGCGAAAGGUGGCUCAUUAGACGUUAACGAUGAAAUUGUCACGGAUGCUGCUAUAAUGACGAUACGCGACGCUGGAUGUGUAGGCGCUGUUCGUGACAUAGAACAUCCUAUUUCUUUAGCACGGAAAGUAUUAGAGAAAACGGAACAUGUUCUAAUCGUCGAAAAUGGAGCUCAAAAAUUUGCCUUGGAUAACGGAAUUUCAAUUUUACCGCCGGGAAGUUUAAACAUAUCCGAAUCAUUAAUGUCAAGUUUUGAAUCGCUAACAUGUUGUAUGAAUGAAGAACAGGAAGGAAAUGAAUGGAGAAAUGAUACUAAGGGUGAAAAAAAAGAAUGCGAUUCGGAUUGUUUCAUAAAUCGAUCUCAAGAUGGUGAAGCAUAUCCAUAUUGUGUAUUAUCUACUGAUUUAGACGGGGAUGAUCCAAUAACUAUACAGGUGUGUUUUCUACUGCACCAUUAUUUUAUAAUACUAUUAGACUUCAGACACAUUAUAAAAUCAUAA